CUUCAAUUCUCACCUCUCCUCUCCUUCUAAAGGUCCCCUUUCGUCCCUUACAAAAAUGGCCACACUCCUUUCUCUCUUCGUUUCAUUCUUCACCAUCAUCAACAUCAACAUUUUCAUUCUUUUUCUGUAUGCUGCAACUCUCUAUUAUCAUGUCAUCAGCUUCUCUUUCAUCGGUACGUUUCCCUUCCGUUCGGCUCUUGCCAUCUUCAUCUUCUUCUUCUUCUCGACCAAAGACAUGGGUGCUUGCCACGCCAGCAGUCGCCCCAGUGGCGGGUGCUGAGGUGGAUGCUGCCAGGUUGGAACCGAGAGUGGAGGAGAAGGAUGGUUACUUUGUGUUGAAGGAGAAGUUUAGAGGAGGGAUUAAUCCUCAAGAGAAGGUUAAGAUUGAGAAAGAUCCGAUGAAGCUUUUUAUGGAGAAUGAAAUUGAAGAACUUGCUAAGAUGUCAAUGGAGGAGAUUGAUAAAGCUAAGAUUACUAAGGAUGAUAUUGAUGUUAGGCUCAAGUGGCUUGGUUUGUUUCACAGGAGAAAGCAUCAGUAUGGUAGAUUUAUGAUGAGAUUGAAGCUGCCAAAUGGGGUAACAACAAGUGCACAAACAAGAUACUUGGCCAGUGUGAUAAGAAAAUAUGGGAAGGAUGGUUGUGCAGAUGUGACUACCAGGCAAAACUGGCAAAUUCGCGGUGUGGUUUUGCCUGAUGUACCGGACAUUCUUAAGGGUCUUGCUGAAGUGGGCUUGACAAGUCUACAGAGUGGUAUGGACAAUGUGAGAAAUCCUGUUGGUAAUCCUAUUGCAGGUAUCGACCCUGACGAAAUUAUUGAUACUCGGCCUUAUACCAACUUGCUCUCCCAUUUCAUCACUGCCAAUGCACAGGGCAAUCCUACUAUCACUAACUUGCCAAGGAAGUGGAAUGUGUGUGUAGUGGGUACCCAUGAUCUUUUUGAACAUCCUCACAUCAAUGAUCUUGCUUACAUGCCUGCUACAAAGAAUGGACGGUUUGGAUUCAACCUGCUUGUGGGUGGGUUCUUUAGUCCCAAGCGAUGUGCAGAGGCAAUACCUCUUGAUGCCUGGGUCUCGGCUGAUGAUGUGAUACCUCUGUGCAAAGCUGUAUUAGAGGCUUACAGAGAUCUUGGUUAUAGAGGAAAUAGGCAGAAAACAAGAAUGAUGUGGUUAAUUGAUGAACUUGGUGUUGAAGGAUUCAGGGCGGAGGUCAAGAAGAGAAUGCCUGAACAAAAGCUGGAGAGAGCGUCAUCGGAAGACCUGAUACAGAAGCAAUGGGAGAGGAGGGAUUAUCUUGGUGUACAUCCACAAAAACAGGAAGGAUUUAGCUAUGUAGGUCUUCACAUUCCAGUUGGUCGAGUCCAGGCAGAUGACAUGGAUGAGCUAGCUCGUUUAGCAGACACAUAUGGAUCAGGCGAACUCCGUCUCACAGUAGAGCAGAACAUCAUAAUUCCCCACAUUGAGAAUUCAAAACUCGAAGCCUUGCUUAAAGAGCCUUUACUAAACAAGUUUUCACCGGAGCCACCUAUUCUCAUGAAAGGCUUAGUUGCCUGCACAGGAAAUCAGUUUUGUGGGCAAGCAAUUAUCGAGACAAAAGCAAGGGCCUUAAAGGUGACUGAGGAGGUGCAGAGGCUCGUAGCGGUUACACAGCCGGUGAGGAUGCAUUGGACUGGUUGUCCUAACACAUGUGGGCAAGUUCAAGUUGCUGAUAUUGGUUUCUUGGGGUGCAUGGCAAGGGACGAGAAUGGGAAGCCUGUUGAAGGAGUUGAUGUGUUCUUGGGAGGGAGAAUCGGGAGCGACUCGCAUUUGGGAGAACUUUACAAGAAGGGUGUGCCUUGUAAGAAUUUGGUGCCAGUAGUCGUCGACAUUUUAGUGAAACAUUUUGGAGCUGUCCCUAGAGAGAGGGAAGAAGCUGAAGAUUGAUUGUAUGUUGAGAGUAGUUCAUUGUUGUUUCUUUUACCAAGGAUGGAGGGAUCAAUGUAUGGAA
Molecule: messenger RNA, 1983 nt
Organism: Pistacia vera
Lineage: Eukaryota; Viridiplantae; Streptophyta; Magnoliopsida; Sapindales; Anacardiaceae
Product: ferredoxin--nitrite reductase, chloroplastic
Exons: 4
Coding region: 129-1919 (596 amino acids)
Molecular function (GO): iron-sulfur cluster binding; heme binding; oxidoreductase activity
Source: RefSeq, a predicted model, not a curated record